Hyaloscypha bicolor E is the source of this 669-nucleotide messenger RNA. RefSeq lists its product as uncharacterized. The transcript is spliced from 2 exons. The record is from RefSeq and is a predicted model, not a curated record. NCBI's taxonomy places the organism in Eukaryota, Fungi, Ascomycota, Leotiomycetes, Helotiales, Hyaloscyphaceae. The coding region runs from base 1 to 669 and encodes 222 amino acids.
AUGCAGUUCACCAACCUCUUCAUCUCCCUCCUCCUCACUACAGCGGUUGCCGCAAAAGGCAAGAAUGGGACUUCCACCAAGGCCGUCACCGAUAAGUCUCUCUGCAAAGAAAUGGCCACCCUGACCAAGCUUGUGGCACUCGCUUCCAACGAAACCAAGCUCGCAGACAAGACCAACAACAACGCAACCAAGAUCGCCGAGAUCCAAGCCAAGGCGUCCGAUGCCUCCACGCAACUUACCACCAUGGAGUCAAACACCACUCUCGUCUCCACCUGUGCCGUUAUCGCUGCAGCUCAGAAGACGGAGGAUGAUUGCAAUCAGAUUACAUCUAUGACGAAGCUUGUGGCUCUCGCCGCCAACGAAACCAAGCUUGCCGACAAGGCAAAGAACAAUGCUACGAAGAUUGCUGAGUACCAGGCCAAGGCUUCUGCUGCAGCGGUCAAGUUGCAGACUUUGCAGGCAAACACUACGCUUACGGACGCCUGUACUAGCAUCACGUCGGCGAAGGCAGCGGCGAAGGCUGAGAAGGGCGCUGCUGCUUCUGCUUCCACUUCCUCGUCUGCUGCCGCGGCGUCGAGCACCUCCAAGAGUAGUGCUGGAAUGCUCAAUGCCAAGUGCGGGCUUUUGGCAACGAUUGUCAUGGUCGGUGCUGGUAUUUUGAUGUUUUAG